AUGUAUUUGCUCGAAUCCGAAAACAUAUCAAACAGUCCUUCUAUUAACGUUCCUUAUCCUCCUCCAAUUUCGGCCGGAGAGUUAAUAUUUCAUAAAAAAAAUGGUGAGGUUCCUGCCCGUGCACCAAAUGCAUUCUUGAUCUAUCGACGAGUCUAUGUUAAAGAAUUGCAAGCUAAAAAUUAUGCCUUUAAAAUGACCGAUGUUUCUUCUAUGGCAUCAUCUUCUUGGAAGUUGGAACCAGAUUGGGUGAAAGAUGAAUACUUGAGAAUUGCUGGUGAAGCUAAGAAUUUGCUCACAACUAUCCGCCAGAAAUCGUUAACGUUUUCACGCCGCAAAUCGCGAAUACAAAAUGGCUUAGAUAAGCCUCAAAAAACCCUUUCAACUUUACAAAAUAAACAAAUAUCUUUAGAGAACACUUUACCUUAUGCAGAAACUUCUACUGUCCAAAUUACUGAUUCUUCCAUGUCGAUGGACGAAUAUCCUACCCCACCAACAACUGUCGAUGAAUCUUUGAAUGAUUUCGAUACUAGGUUUGCCGAUGUCUCAUUUUUGAAUAACAUACUUGGAUCACUUCCUCUUUGCAAUGAUGAUUCUCCUCCUUUUACCGAUAAAAGGCCUGACGAAGGGAUUGUUCUACCCUUUGCUAAUUUUCCAUCUAUGAAUAUCACGUCUUCAGUAAUUGAUUUUAAUCAUGAAAUGACCUACUAUCAUUUAAUGUCUAAUUGGCAAUGA
Molecule: messenger RNA, 732 nt
Organism: Scutellospora calospora
Lineage: Eukaryota; Fungi; Glomeromycota; Glomeromycetes; Diversisporales; Gigasporaceae
Source: the annotation of a GenBank genome assembly